AUGCAUGAAAAUGUCAAGCUCAAGGCCCCAACUGACGGCGUGCUCACCGCCAUCAUCAUCACCCAGCUCACCACGCCGUACGUUGGCCUGGCCCCGGCAGCCGGCGACAAGCAGCUGACAGGAGCUGCAACCAGAAAACCAGAACCAGAACAGGAAAAGCAGUCAGACCACACUGUGAAAAUUGCUGGCUCCAUCGCCGGGCUCCUGCUCUUUGUCAUCAUCUUCCUUGGAGUCAUCCUUCUGAUGAAGAAACGACGAAGAAAUUAUCAUUCCUACACUUACUACCUGAAGUUGGCAAAAAAAAGGAAGGAGACGCUGAACUCCAGACAGGAAAUGACCUUGAUGGUCAACAGCUCCCAGCACACAACUGUGGUGGACUCACACACACUUAAUGGACAUGCUGUGUCGUCUCCAUCCUCUUUCACCCUGAAGACCAACACCAUCAGCACCACUGUCCCCAACUCUUACUACCCAGAUCCUUUUGUACCGACCGCCAUUCUCGUGCCAAUUAAUGAUGACAGCCACACCAUGACCAGUGAGACCAGCAGUCUGGUCCAGUCUCACUACAAGCAGCGGGAGUCCGAGCGUGAGGCGCCUCCCUAUCAGACGGGACAGCUGCAUCCUGCCAUCCGAGUGGCCGACUUGCUGCAGCAUAUCACACAGAUGAAAUGUGCCGAAGGCUACGGCUUCAAAGAGGAAUAUGAGCUUAAUGAGGGUUUUUUUGAGGGACAGUCUGCUCCUUGGGAUUCUGCAAAAAGGGAUGAAAACCGCAUGAAGAAUCGCUAUGGCAACAUCAUUGCUUAUGACCACUCACGAGUGCGUCUGCAGCAUCAGGAUGGCAACGGUGGUUCAGACUAUAUCAACGCUAACUACGUAGAUGGAUACCACAGACCCAACCACUACAUUGCCACUCAAGGUCCCAUGCAGGAGACGGCAUACGACUUCUGGAAGAUGAUUUGGCAGGAGAACUCUGCAGCCAUUGUCAUGGUAACCAACCUGGUCGAGGUGGGGAGGGUAAAGUGCUGUAAGUACUGGCCUGAUGACUCAGAGAUCUAUGGAGACAUGAAGGUGACGCUGAUUGAGACGCAGCUGCUCUCAGAGUAUGUGAUCCGGACCUUUGCAGUGGAAAAGAGGGGUGUUGCUGAGAUAAGAGAAAUUCGACAGUUCCAUUUCACUGGCUGGCCUGACCACGGUGUGCCACUCCAUGCCACCGGCCUGCUGGGCUUCAUCCGGCAUGUGAAGGCCAAGACUCCCCCCACCGCUGGCCCCACUGUGGUCCACUGCAGCGCGGGAGCGGGGCGCACAGGCUGUUUCAUUGUGAUUGACAUUAUGCUGGACAUGGCAGAGAGGGAGGGCGUGGUUGACAUCUACAACUGUGUCCGGGAACUGAGAGCGCGGAGGGUCAACAUGGUCCAGACUGAG
Oryzias melastigma (Indian medaka) is the source of this 1422-nucleotide messenger RNA. Its product is annotated as receptor-type tyrosine-protein phosphatase mu. Lineage: Eukaryota; Metazoa; Chordata; Actinopteri; Beloniformes; Adrianichthyidae. Gene Ontology annotation, biological process: protein dephosphorylation. The record is from RefSeq and is a predicted model, not a curated record. Gene Ontology annotation, molecular function: protein tyrosine phosphatase activity.